UAAAUAUAAUUUGUUCUUAAAUAUUAUUAUUUUAUAUAAAUAAUAAAAUUGGAUAAUGAAAAAAAAUUUUCAAAUUAAAUUACAUUUAUUCUAUUGGAACAUAUAUUAUGUUAAGUUAUGAAUGAGAUAUUGCAUUCUAACGUAAACAAUUCAUUUAACGACAAUAAAAAAAUGAUUACUAGAGUGGGUAAGUUAUUGAUUUCUGUGUAGGUGCCAUGUUGGGAGGGAAUACUAUGGUGGGUGUCUUUUGGACAUACCAUACGCAGUAGUCUACAGAGAAUAUAAAUAGGAGGGGUAGUUGCACCAUUGACCCAGUGUUGAGUUGACAUACGGUCAGUUCAGUCACUCGAACGAAAUUCAUUUUACGUCUUUCAAAUUUUAUAUGUGUAUGUAAAUUGUUAAUAACCGUAGUCCUUAUAAAAAGUCCUUAUAAAAUCAACAAUCCAAUGCAAUCCAAAACACUGCCCUUUCUUACUUAUCUUCCAAUUUUACAAUUUUACACCCAAAUUAUCAGCAUGUAUUUAAUAUUUUAAGUAUUCUGCAAACAUUUUUCUAAUAAAAAUUUAAUGGACAUUGGUGAUAUCCAUUAUUGAGUGAAUGUGAAUCUUGUGUUACGAUUUAAUUUAAAAAUAUCAAUGAUAUUGAUAAACCAAUGUGCAACGAUAAUCAGGCCUUAGUAACGGUCAAUCUUAUUAAAGAAAGUAAAUUUUUGAUGACAUAAAUUUUAUAUAUUUGAUUGACAUUUGAUCGAACGACAAAAAUACAAAAUUAAAUUAAAUUUCUUUGUGAGCAAUUUUCAGAUUAUUUUUUUAUUUAAAAAAAUAUGUCAGAAACAGCAGGAAUUUCGCAAGGAUUGGGAAAUCCUUAUAAAAUUGUUGAUCAUACUAGAGAAAAACGAAAGGGAAUCACUGCUUCUUCUUUAAAAGAAUUAAUUAGUAUUGCAAGAAAUCGUUUAUCUUUACCUUUAGAUGCUGAAUUAACAAUUGUUCUAGAACAAGAUGGAACUGAGGUAGAUGAUGAAGAAUAUUUUGCCACAUUAGAAAGAAAUACUAGUUUAAUGGUUCUAUAUGGAAAUCAGAAAUGGGUGGCAGCAGGAAGCAAUAAAGCUGCUUCUCGUUAUAUAGUUGUUGAUGAUGUAGACAAUAUAGAAUGUGGACAAAGAAGAGAUGAAAUUAGAAGGCGUCGACCACCAAUAGAAGCAUUAGUCUCAUCAUUGCAUGGAGAUCCAUCACAUAUAUCAUUACUUGAUGGACAUAAUUUAGAAUUGCUCAGUGAUAUGGAUCCAGAUAGUGUAGCUGAUAUAGUAUCUGGCAAUAUAAUAUUUUUAGAACAAUUAAAAGAGGCUUCUGGCAGAUUCUUGGCUGAAAAACGACAAGCUCAAGGAUCCUUGGAUGUUCUUCAGAUGUGUGCAAGUGGUGGAGAAAUAGAGCGAGCGUAGGCCAUGUGGGGGGUGGGCGCCCUCACAUUGGCUAAUAUGUAUCGUGUCCGACGUCGCAUAUUUUAUAAAGGUCGCCAAUUACAACAAACUUUAAUCCUUUUCUGGAAUUGAGCCCAUCAUUAACAUUUAUAGCGUUUACAAAGUUUAUUACGCUAUCUAUCAUCAUCGUAUUACUCAUAACAAUUGAAUGUUUGCAUUCUUAAUGAAAAUCUUAAGAUUCUUAUGCAAAAAUUUGAAAGCAAUGAAAAAAAAUGAAUAUAGGAACUAAUAAGUUCCUAAUUUUGACGAAUAGUCAAAAUUUAUUUCUGAAAUUUGCAAAUAUUGCUAAAUAUGUGAACAUUUAAAUUUAUUAACAAGAAAGUGGGAAAUCAAUGCUUGAAAUUUAUAAUAUGAGUUAAUAUUAUAAUAAUGAAUAGUUUUAUAUUUCGUUAAUAGUAAUUGUUUUUUGAUGUUAUUUUUUAUAAGUUUAUAGUAUAAAUAUACUUUUCUAGCAUUAUUUAUUUUGUAGAAUAUGACAUGAGGAAUUACUUUAAUGCAAAAUGAGAUCUUAAAUACACAUGCAUAGUUAAAUAUAUGCAAUUUAGCCAUUAAAUAAUCUGAAUGUAUUACAUAAACAAAAGUUAUAUAGAAAUAUCAUGUCAAAGAACACAUUCCGUCACGAUGUUGUCAUAUCACUUAGCAAAAAGGACGACUCGUUUGAUUUAUGAAUUUUUGUAUGUAGAUAUAUUAUAUCAAGAUUUAGUUCAACAAAGAUUGAUGAAAUGUUUAAGACUGAAUUUAUAGAAAAAGAAUGCAUCCUCAUUAUAAUCAUCAAUUCAUUGUACACUAAAUUUAGCAUGAUAAUAAGAAAUAUCAAUAUCAGCUCUUUGAUACCAAAGUCAUGCAUUUGAUAAGAAAAACUGCAAAAAAAAAAAGAAAAUAUACAAGUGUUUCUGAAAAGAUUAUGCAUAUGCAAAAUAAUAUAUAUCAAAAUAAAAUUUGUUAUUAUAUUUAUGUUAUUUAUAUUACUUAUUGCAAGAAGAAAAUCAAAUUUUUAAUGUUCAAAGAUGUUAAUUAUUUAACAUUUACAUAAUUAUAUUUAUUCUAAAUCGUGAAAAAAACAAAAAUGCUUAUGUUUAUUCUUUACAGAAAUACUUUAAACAAAACAUCGUGACAUUCUUUGAUAUAUACCUUAACAUCUGAAUAUUAUAAAAUAAUAUUUACAUUUACUGUCAUUUGGAUAUUUAAAUGCAACGAUCAGCAUAGAUAUAUUAAUAAUUAAUAGCAUCCAAAUGUGUCAGUAAUUACAAAUUUGUUCUGUAUAUAUAUAUAAAAUUUCUAAUGGUCUUUCUUUGUGAAACAUUGAACAAAGUAAUAUUUUACUUAAAUUUUAAGACAUAUUAGAAAACAGUUGAUAUAUUUAAUAGAACUGCCAAUUAAAGAAAACAAUUGAUGCUCAAUAAUAUCCCACCCACCAUGUCCUUUAAAAAUACUGAUUUUUUAAUACUAUAUUUAAUAUAUACUAAAGUAGUAUUGCUAUUAUAAUUAUAAUUAUUAUUAUUAUUAUUAUUAUUAUUAUUAUUAUUAUUAUUAUUAUUAUUAUUAUUAUUAUU
Messenger RNA from Apis laboriosa (Himalayan honeybee), 3030 nucleotides. RefSeq names its product DNA fragmentation factor subunit alpha-like. The coding region runs from base 824 to 1438 and encodes 204 amino acids. The transcript is spliced from 3 exons. NCBI's taxonomy places the organism in Eukaryota, Metazoa, Arthropoda, Insecta, Hymenoptera, Apidae. The record is from RefSeq and is a predicted model, not a curated record. Gene Ontology annotation, biological process: regulation of apoptotic process; apoptotic process.